AUGCCACACAUCUUGAAGAACCCAGACGGAACCGUCAAUUUUGAUGCCGUCAAGAAAGAGACUGACUUCCUGAAGGGCAAGUACGCACAAAAUGCCGAGAACGCAAAGAAGAACGCUGCACGCGAAGAACAAGACGGGCAAGCCUCUGCCGUUUCAUCGGCACCAGCUCCACAACAGGGUCAUGGCGACCUUGUUCCUCCUAAGGCCGACAAUACACAGUAG
This is a messenger RNA of Ustilago hordei, 222 nucleotides long. RefSeq lists its product as uncharacterized. The transcript has 2 exons. Bases 1 to 222 code for a protein of 73 amino acids. The record is from RefSeq and is a predicted model, not a curated record. NCBI's taxonomy places the organism in Eukaryota, Fungi, Basidiomycota, Ustilaginomycetes, Ustilaginales, Ustilaginaceae.